Messenger RNA from Mesorhabditis belari, 1086 nucleotides. The record is from the annotation of a GenBank genome assembly. Lineage: Eukaryota; Metazoa; Nematoda; Chromadorea; Rhabditida; Rhabditidae.
AUGCUAGGCAAUAGUCCUUCUAAUAUUCACCAAGUCACCAACUAUUAUAACACUCAGGUAAACUUUCGAAAAAGUCAAAUUCAUGGCUCAAUGUUUCGAGUGACCAAAAUUGUGCAAGAAAUUUUGAAAGAAGUCGAGAUAUUGGAGCCGAGAUUCAUUUCGACUCUCAUUGAAACAAAUGGACGUUUUGAAGGAGUGAUUGUACAUUCACCUCAUGAAUUUGAAGUGGUACUAUUUCUGAAUCAAAUGGGCGUUUUCAACUUUGUUGAUGAUGGCUCAAUUCCCGGAUGUGCUGUGCUCAAAUUGAGUGAUGGUCGGAAAAGAUCAAUGUCUUUAUGGGUGGAAUUCAUCACAGCAAGUGGUUAUCUAUCGGCGCGCAAAAUGAGAAGUCGUUUUCAAACUCUUGUUGGACAAGCAAUCGAGAAGCCAGAGUUCAGAGAUUACUGCAAGUUGGUGCCUGAGAGCUCGGAUGUUAGAUUGAGGGUUGAGGGGGAAUUUAUCGUUCAAAUCACAUGCGCAUUCAAAUGCAAUGGGAUUUGGCCUCGAUCAGCUGCCCACUGGCCGAACUCAUCGAUUCCCUGGCCAAAUCACGCGAUGGCAUCUGAUGUUAAACAAGAAGGCUUUGAUUUGACGAGUAAAGACACAAUUCCAUCAGGAAUCCUCCAAAAUAAACAGGCAAAUUCAAUGGAAGGUGAUGCCUGGGCGAUGUGUUUUUCUGCCGCUGAAAAUAUCAUCUUGACUGGGAAUCGUCGAAAGGCUUUAUCAAUUUUGAAGUGUCUUCGGGAUAAACAUUUGGAAUUCCCGGGUACUCCAAUCACAGCGUAUAUUCUGAAAACUCUCGUCUUAUUCGAAUGUGAAAAACACAGCAAUGAUUAUGAGUGGGAAGAUGUCUGCAUUGCAGAUCGAUUGAUCGGUGUCCUACUUCAAUUGGUUUCAUGUCUACAAUGUCAUCGCUGUUCUCAUUAUUUUCUGCCACAACUCGACUUGUUAAGAGGAAAACCAGUACAAUUGCUCGAUGAAGGAGCACGAAAAGCUUGGCGUCUUGUUCGUACUCUCAUGCUCAACUCACGUGCACUAGAAACUUUA